Molecule: messenger RNA, 1217 nt
Organism: Nelumbo nucifera (sacred lotus)
Lineage: Eukaryota; Viridiplantae; Streptophyta; Magnoliopsida; Proteales; Nelumbonaceae
Product: YbaK/aminoacyl-tRNA synthetase-associated domain-containing protein
Molecular function (GO): aminoacyl-tRNA deacylase activity
Source: RefSeq, a predicted model, not a curated record
CACACCUCACAACUUGAAGCACGUUCUCUGCAUCUUUUUAAUUGGUCGUUUGAUUCCUCUUCGGGGGGGGAGAGAGAGAGAGAGAGAGAGAGAGAGAGAGUUCUGAGAGGAAGGGAAGACAAAGAAUGGAUGCUUUAGGUGAGCUAGAGAGAAGACAACUCGGAAUCCUCCAACGGAUAACCGAAUUAGAGCUGUCUCUGUUGCCACAGCAAUUCUCGGCUGCUCUAUCCGUCUCACCCCACGAAGAAGAUUACAGCGACGGCACCACUGAAUCACGUCUAUCCGCCAUACUUCGCGCAAAUGGCGUUCGAGAUUUCUUGUUCAAGAGGGUACCCUCCGACUACUAUGAUAGACCUAUCGAGGCAAGAAGAGAAAUCCUCGAGGCGCCGUCCAUCCAUCAUCUCUGCAAGAGCAUCGUCCUUGUUAACACACAGGCCCCUGCAAGUGUUACUGAUUGUAGCGAUCGGAAUAAUUCAAAGUACUACCUUGUUGUAGUCCAGUAUACUGCUAGAUUUAAUGCUGAAACAGUAAAAAACUUUCUGUACUCACUCAACAAUGGCAAGAUACCAAAAAAGAAAUUCAACUUGAGGCUUGCACCUGAGGACCAGUCAGUGAAGUUGACUGGUUACGAGCACAAUGGUGUGACAUGUAUUGGCAUGAAAACAGAUAUUCCGGUAAUCUUGGACGAAGCAAUAGUAAAGCUUAAUCCCGAUUUCUUCUGGUUGGGAGGUGGAGAGGUCGAUCUGAAGCUGGGGAUCAGGACCUCUCAAUUCAUCAAUUUUGUUAAACCCUUCAUUGUCAGCUGUAGUACUUAAAAAAAAUAUUGUUGACUCAGAACGUAGCAGGACUGUCUGGUAGAAAUGAAAUGGCGUGUUUUCCUGCCCACAAAACCACAUCGGGGAAAUGCCGUUUCACGGGCUUGUGGAUUUCGAUGAGAAAUGAAGUUGGGGAUGUCUGUUUUUCUUACAGCAGGAAGUUCUGUUUUCGAUUUUCCUCAACUGUUACUUUUGGGAUGUCGAAACUUGAUUAAAUUAUCAGUUUUUUAGACGUUUUUGGGAGACAUUCUUGAAAUGGUAGCAGCCACUGAUCCUGGUUAGGUUUUGAAUGUGGCGCCCAGGAAACCAGUCCAGUAGAGCCUAGGAGCCCCUGGUGACUGGUGAUCAGUUCAUUUUUAUAUUGAAAUUAAAAAAAAAAAUCAAGGUAUGGAAUUUAUGGGA